AUUGUUCAAUAAUAGUUAAAAGAGCGCAUUUUGUCAGCGCCUGUGCUGUCUCCAAGAUGAUUUUUUUCUGACCGCGAUAAAUACUAGUGAUUUCUUGCAUAUCUGUGUUUUUUUACAGCGGAAACAGCAGGAGAGAGGUGUUUUGGACAGUGUAUGGGAGCUGAAUACACACACACACACACACACACACACACACACGCACGCACGCACGCGCGCGCGCACGCAAAGAGGAAAAUGGGGGAUUGAUCGGAUGGACGAUUGCAUUAACCAGCAAAAAGGCAUACUAGACAUUAAAAGUGAUGCCACUAAUGGAAUUAUCACUAUUUAACCAAGACUAUUGGAAGAAUGCUUAACAUACUAAUCAUAAACAAAUGAACAAACUUAUGCUUUAAGUCUCUUAGGCACUAUUCACACCUUUUUUUGCACUAUUUGCUAUAUUUUAUUUCACAUUCAGAUUUGCUUUUUGAAAUCCAUACAAAUUCCUACAUUGCCCAAUACACACUCACUAAAUCAUACAGGCUCACGCAAGCCCCAAGAAAACAUGGCAGAAAACAUGAGCUCCAAGAUGGAGAGUAGCUCCGUGUCCAACAUCUCCCUGCUGGGCCAGGGAGACUCUGUGUCCAAAUCAGUGGAGUAUAAGACCAUAUCAGUAUUUUUGGUGGUUCUGGUAUGCGGUGUUGGAAUUGUUGGCAACAUCAUGGUGGUCCUGGUGGUCCUUACUACACGACACAUGCGGACACCUACCAACUGCUACUUGGUGAGCCUUGCUGUGGCUGACCUGACGGUGCUGGUGGCGGCUGGGCUGCCCAACAUCUCUGAAAGCCUUAUGGCCACAUGGGUAUAUGGUCAAGCCGGCUGUCUGGGCAUUACCUACCUCCAAUACCUUGGCAUCAACGUGUCUUCCUGCUCCAUCACAGCAUUCACAGUAGAGAGAUACAUAGCCAUCUGUCACCCAAUGAGGGCUCAUAUGGUGUGUACAGUCUCUAGGGCCAAGCGCAUCAUUGCAGGGGUGUGGGCCUUCACCUGCAUCUACUGUAUGCUUUGGCUCUUUCUGGUGGACAUCCAAGUGAACAGCGAUGGACGUGUCCAGUGUGGGUAUCGCGUCUCCCGAGACCUCUAUCUGCCCAUCUACCUCAUUGAUUUCACCAUUUUUUAUGUCAUUCCACUGCUGCUAGCUAUCAUCCUGUAUGGCCUCAUUGCACGAAUCCUCUACUUGAACCCGUUGUCCCACCCACCGGAUUCAGGCACCAUCGCAGCCCCCACGCUCAGAAGAAGCUGCAAAGAGCCUGUGGACGCAAGCAAAGGAGGUCGUCAAGGACGACCAAAAAGUGCACCCUCAUCUCGGAAACAGGUCACCAAGAUGCUUGCUGUGGUGGUGGUCCUUUUUGCCCUGCUGUGGAUGCCAUACAGAACGUUGGUGUUAAUCAACUCUUUUGUCAGCACCCCAUACCUGGACGCCUGGUUCUUGCUUUUCUGUAGGACAUGCAUCUACGCCAACAGUGCUAUCAAUCCCGUAGUUUACAACCUGAUGUCUCAAAAGUUCCGCUCUGCAUUCCGUGGCCUGUACCGGUGCCAGCAAUUAGUCAGUCACCAGCGAAGCCUGUCUUCAGUCCAGACCAGUUACACUGUAGCUAGAGAUCCUCGAAGCACUCACUUCAGCAAUGGUACCAAGGAAACUGUCGAGAGAAUCAGCUGCACCAAAGCUAACCAACAACCAAGCAUGGAAUGCCCCCUGAGUCAAAAGAAAGAAUCUACAGAGAAUACUGGUAUUGACAACAUGGACAAGCUGCAAGAAAAGACAGAUGAAAGUGACACAGUCAAGGAUCAAGGCGAUAUUCCAAAGUUUGUCAUAAAAAACGAAAGAGAAGCAAUUAAAAAAGAAGAUAAUGGUCCUGGCUUGGCGAACAAGAGUGAUAGCCAAUGUUCUGAUAUUAGAAAUGAUAUGGAAAACUGUAAUAAUGUUAACAAUGACACGACUCCAGACAUUACCCAUUCUAACUCAGUGAAGGCUGUGGCAGCCUCUGAUGAGAUGAAGCCUGCACUUGAGCAAAAUGCUACUGAAUUGCUGCACAGCAUAUUGUAACAAAGCCCCUAAUGUUUCAUUAUUAAAGAUCUUCAAGGGAAAUCAUACAGGGGUGGGAAUUUUAUAGAUUAUUGCCCUGGUUUGAUGCUUGUGGUUAAAAAAAAAUUGAAGAUUAAUGUAAAUUUCAAACAGGAUGCAAAAGAGCUGCAUGACUUUGCACUUGCUGAUAUGUUGGAUGGGGGACUCGCCAGCAACACCUUUCCCCUCUCUACAAUGGCUUAAGAAGAUUUUUAUGUGUUCUUUUCAUCCAUAUUAUAUUAAAACAACUUGAUCUUUCUGGAAGGAGAAAAAGAAAGUAAUGAAUCCAACCAAGUGAGUCCAAAACCUACUUCUGUGAGAUCAGAGCUACAAGGCGCUUUUAUCUGAUAACAUGGUCCAGAGCAUCAGGUCAGCACAAACAUACAUCCAUGUUAUCCGUUCAGCCAACCGGAGGCAUUUAGAGGCUGGCUCUGGGCCAGAGAUAGAGCAGAGAGCAUGGCCAGGGAAGCUGACUUGUAAUGCAUGAACAUUUGUUCAAAAUAAAAGCCUGUGCUUUAAGAACACGUUGAUGGUUUACAACUGUUUCAUCUGCCAUCCUACUCAGAGGCAUGAUUAAGUCCACUAGGUAGCUUUUGUGGAGUGGAUGCAGACAAGAAAAGGGAAGAAUCAGACAUCAAUUUUCAGACUCAUCUACUUAUUCAUUUAUGUACAGUAUAUCAAGUAAAUGGGACAUUUUAGGACAAAUGCUAGUUUCCACUAAAGCAAAUGAAGAGGUAUAUCCUUUGUGUGUUUGUUAUACUGAUGUGUGCUGCUACUGAAAAGAUUUGAAAGCACUUCUUCAUGUAACCAGUGCCAAAAUAUUUAUUUAAAUGUUUCAAAUUUAUGUGAGAAGCAGCUAUAAAUAUGAUUUUUUUAGACAUAAAUGAUAAUUUAAUGACACUGUAAUGACUUAAACACCAUCAUGCAUAAAUUGUUUUUUUUAGUUGUUCUUUUACAGUCUGUUCCAUUUUGUAAUUGCUUUAUUGUGACGCCUGUAGUUUAUGCCUCUCUUGUGUUGUUUCUUUAAAAGGAGAGAUUAAGAAAAAGAUCUUGCAAUUGUUUGUCACUAGUUUUGUGGUUUAUUAAACUAAUUUUAGCUGUGCCACACUUAGAGUUCUGCCUGGAAGUCGGAAUUUUCAUUUAUCUCAUAGGGCAUCUUGUUAGAUGAGCCACCACCAUUCUGCUCGUUGCCGCUUUAGUGCUUGAGCUAUUAUUUCUGUACUGUCACAUUUCAUUUGAUAAGCAGUGAAUGAAGCCAGUACCAGUGUAAAGAGGCUCAUUUCAGAGUGCUAAAGUGGAAA
This is a messenger RNA of Tachysurus fulvidraco (yellow catfish), 3402 nucleotides long. RefSeq names its product thyrotropin releasing hormone receptor 2 (gene trhr2). The coding region runs from base 542 to 2083 and encodes 513 amino acids. Gene Ontology annotation, biological process: phospholipase C-activating G protein-coupled receptor signaling pathway. Gene Ontology annotation, cellular component: membrane. NCBI's taxonomy places the organism in Eukaryota, Metazoa, Chordata, Actinopteri, Siluriformes, Bagridae. The transcript has 4 exons. The record is from RefSeq and is a predicted model, not a curated record. Gene Ontology annotation, molecular function: thyrotropin-releasing hormone receptor activity.